This is a messenger RNA of Vicia villosa (hairy vetch), 465 nucleotides long. RefSeq names its product S-protein homolog 5-like. The transcript has a single exon. Bases 1 to 465 code for a protein of 154 amino acids. NCBI's taxonomy places the organism in Eukaryota, Viridiplantae, Streptophyta, Magnoliopsida, Fabales, Fabaceae. The record is from RefSeq and is a predicted model, not a curated record.
AUGGCAAUUUCUGCUUCUAAAAUUUUCUUAUCACUUUCAAUGUUGAUAACUAUUCUUGUUUCAUUUCAAAUUACAAAUGGUCUAAAGACUCUAAGGGCUCCAUGGACUCCAGAUAGAGUAUACAUUUCCAUUACCAGCAACAUAACUGAUCUUCAGCUUGGUGUUCAUUGUAAAGAUAAAAAGCAUGAUAUUGGGUUUCGAUCAUUGAAAUUUGGAGAAAAUUACGCAUUUGAUUUUCAGCCUAAGGCUUUUCUAAGAGCAUCUUUAUACUUUUGUCGAUUUACAUGGGCUGAUGAAUUUCAUUACUUUGACAUUUAUAAGGAAACAAGAGAUCAUGAUAUAUGCAGCAAAUGUAAUUGGAAGAUAGAUAAAUCAGGACCAUGUAGAGAAACUGAGACAUCUGAUACAUGUUAUCCUUGGAACCCUAAUCAUGUUAUAGAAGGGAAUAAUACUCUUAUGGUGUAA